Macrobrachium nipponense is the source of this 4397-nucleotide messenger RNA. Its product is annotated as toll-like receptor 3. The record is from RefSeq and is a predicted model, not a curated record. NCBI's taxonomy places the organism in Eukaryota, Metazoa, Arthropoda, Malacostraca, Decapoda, Palaemonidae. Gene Ontology annotation, molecular function: protein binding. The coding region runs from base 789 to 2957 and encodes 722 amino acids. The transcript has 2 exons.
UGGCGGUCUGGAUUUCACCGUGGAAGCGACGGCCAUCCGCUCUCUUCCUAUUGUUUGGGUUUCUCCCGAUGUCCCACCUCUAUCUCUCACUCUCCCACUCACUCUCACGGUCCGUUGUCAUAUUGUACGUACAUGAGGCUCCCCUCUUCUGUCCGUGCUUGGCUGUCACGCUCGGUCCUCGCUGACGCACGUACAGCAGCAGUAGUACUGUUUAACGAAUGGCAAUUUCGAUUCUGGAAACUAAGUGCAGUGCUAUUUUGUGAUUGGGGGAAAUCUUUGAGGAAGAAACUGUUCUGUGUCAAUUAUGGUCCCCCGCAACCUGCGAAUAAUUACCAAUGAUGAUGACGCAAUACUUACUUGGUGAUGUUCUUCUGACGAGCGACGAAAAGAGAUAGAUGGGGUGAGCCUUUUAUCUGCAAAUCGUCACAAACUUCACUUGUUCUAAAGGGAGAGACAAUGAGAUUGAAUUACAUGCAUGAAGAUUAAAUGGCUGUUUAUCUCAGUACCAUGUGAUUUACACAAAUGACAAUGGAAAAACAGACAAAAUGUUAAAUACAGACGAAAUCUUGAGAACUAAUGUGUUAGCUUCUCCAUAAUUCUCGGAUGUUAAAGCUUUUGAUAAGGAAGGUGGCUGGCAGAGGUGUUGUCCUGGUCUCCGCACCGGAGGGUCACCUUCAACCAAUCAUGCUCGAGUGUUCAGCAGCAAUACGACACCAGUGAUGACUGAAGUGACCACGCCUCCUGAUGCCAGGAGGGAGGGUUAACGAACGUUCGAAGGCGCCCUCACCAUGGAGUGCGACACGACGCCCCUCCUCUUGGUCUGCCCUCAUGCAUCUCAGAGCGAUGAGUCAGAGGCUACCACCCCUAGAGGUACGAGUGAGAAAUUCAUCGACGUCGUUGGAUCAAAUAGUUGCAGCAACAACAACAACAACAACAACAACAAUAACCUCCGGGUCUCUGCGUCGUCGUCAGAGGACCCACCACCCCCGUGUGAUCAUGCUCAAGAGAGGAGGAAGCUCUUCCCCCGAAUUGGAUUUCCCUCAUUUUUCACCGGCCGGACUUCGUCAGACAACAACCCGAAGAUGGCCGAAGGAGUUCUAAAGUCUCGCGAGACCAACUCCUUUUUCUCUUUCGCGUGGGUGCGGUCGAAGGCCGGGGCGAGUCGGAUCAUCGGCAACAGCAAGAGGCGGACGAGUGGAGGAGGGUCGAGGCCGCCCAAGAAGCACGGGAGGACUUCGAAAAACAGCGACGAAUCGCCGGCGCUUCUCACUCCCGAACCUGGAAAGAGAAGGAGGAAGCAUCGAUCUCGCGUGGCCGACUUGCGAAGUAACUGCAAGACGGCCUACGACGAGCAACAAGAAUCGCCUGAGGGCUGUGAAAAAGAAAACGCUUCUAAUAAACCUCGUACCUGGGUGUCACCGCCUUCCUGGUCAUCGGUCGUUCACGGACUGCGAUCGGUUGCAUUGGUGUUGAUGGUGACGUUACUAAGUCCCGUGGGGGCCUUCUGUCCAAGAGGUUGCUCUUGCGAUGAUGUUCGGUUGAGUGUGCAGUGCGUCAAUGCCGAUCUGGAUGUGAUUCCGAUUUUGCUGCAUCCGGGAACCCUGGAGCUCAAUCUCAGCCAUAAUAGAAUAAAGACUAUUCUCGAGGGACUCAUAUUUUACAGCGAGCUUCAGUAUCUUGAUUUGUCUCAUAAUGAAAUCGUGUCACUUGGUUCUCAGAACUUCGCUUCUCAGAGAGCGCUUAAUACGUUAGUGAUAAACAAUAACAAAAUUUCGAGAAUACAAAGCAGAGCCUUCCUCGGUCUUUCAAAUCUCAGUCAUUUGGAUCUCAGUGACAAUUACAUUGAAUCGAUUGAAAAGAACGCGUUUAGUUCCCUUGGGAAACUACGAAGCCUUGAUUUAUCUAAUAAUAGAAUUAAAAACUUGACUGUGAGUACCUUUAUGAAACUUCGUGGGCUCAAAGUGCUUAAUUUGUGCAAAAAUGCUCUCAAGGACAUUUCGAGUGUGAUAUUUGAACCCCUGAGGGAACUGGAAGAUUUAGACUUGUGUUCAAAUCAAGUCACGACCAUCCAAGACUUCGCUUUCAAAAACCUGAAAAGUCUUGUGAACCUGAAACUGAGCAAUAACAAGAUCCGUCACUUCGCAGAUAAAGCCUUCAGCGGCCUUGACUCGCUAAGACUCUUGGGGUUGAGAGACAAUGCCUUUGGAGAGGUCCCAACCCACGUCCUCCCCUCCAUUAAGGGGCUGGAGGAGUUGGACAUUGGCAUCAACCCCCUGACGGCGCUGCCUUUCGGUCCAUUUACCCAUCUCGUAAAUCUUAAGAGUCUGCACAUAUCAAGAUGCUUAAACCUCUCCUUCAUCGACGAGGGAGCCUUCACCAGCCUCAAUAAAUUAACUUCUCUCGUUCUCAGCUUUAACCCACAAAUAACGACCCUUCAUAGGGACAUCUUCAAGCCCCUCGUGGGUCUUCGUCAUUUAGUCUUAAGGGGCAAUGGCUUGAGAGGGUUUGAUCGCUCUCUCGUUAGACCAACUCUGCUCCAGUCUCUUGAUCUCAGAGACAAUAACCUGGAGUGCAAUUGUUCCAUCAAGUGGCUGCAAGAGGCGAAGAUGAACAAUAGUCUCUCUCUGAAAAUUGAAGAUAUAUCAUGCUCCGGGCCGGAGGCGUUGAAAGGGAGGAGUCUCUUCGAGCUAUCGGAAUAUGAUCUCGAAUGCUACAAUAACGUCGUCGUCAUGGCCUCUUGUGCCGCUGCUACGAUGGCCUUAAUCUUGCUCAUAGUCGGGGUCAGCGUUUUGUAUUACAAGAACUGUCGAAAGAUGAAGUCGAUGGUGCACGACAACUGGCCGGAAAAAAUCGUCGCGACCUGGAAGGACCCCGAAUACGAGAAACAGGUAGAGGAUGAGGAGUACACCUUCCACUCCCUCAGAGGUAUUCAACACAUCCCCGUCACCGUCAUAUGACAGGAGCUCAAUGGAGACCAACCCCCGCCUUCUGGUCUCCAUGAUGAGCUGUUAGAGAGAACGAAGGCGCUCAAAUCUUCUUCUUCUCAGUCAGACGAGGAGAGCAGCAGAUGCAGGAGUAACAGGCCAUCAACCAAAAGCAGGAAGACAGUGGACGACCCUUGCGCGUCGCUAAAGUCCCAGAAGAGGAGACCCAACCAAGAGGAUUACUUCGGGGUGCUUCCUCUCGAGAACGGCGUGAGUGGCGGGACGAGUAGCCGCAGCAGUAGCAGCAGUAGCGGCAGGAACGGGGUGGUGAGGAUGCCCCAUUAUCUCCCGCCAUCUCCCCCUCCCGUUCUAAACAAGCCACCUCGCCAGCACAGCCACCAACAGCACAAUCAUCACCCGAUAUACGCCGAGCCCAACGUUAGGCCUAAGUUCGGCAGCAACGGCACGACCAGCAAGUCCUCUAAGGACUCCGGUUAUUAUUCCUGCGAGUUUUUAGACCAGAAUCCGUACACAGGAUCCAUUAAAGAGUCCGGUGUCAAGAUGUCUUCCUCCCAGAGUAGGAGUCUGGGUCGACAUCUGCCACCCAGUGACUCGGGAGUCUUCACUCUGAGUCACAUCUAUAAUAGGCCUAGUCAGUACAGCUUUAACAGUCAACAGGACGGGAUUUACGACAACAUAAUUUGAUAAUUAUGAAAAAAAAACCUGCCAAUUGUUUGUUAUUUUCCUCUGCUGACGAUUAGAAUUUCUGAAGAACGAUAGGUUCAUAAGUUGAAUUUCCAUUGGAGGUUUGUGAAUAAGAAUAAUUACUGGCUAUUCCCAAUAAUAUCAGCUUUUUAUAAGGAAGCUUUGAUUACUAUCCUACCUAUUUGCGAUGUUCUUUCUUUUCAUUCCAUUAGAAUAUAGUUAGUGUUAAAAAAAAGGUUAAAAUUUGUUUAACUUUUUGCAUGAUCUUGUAAAUAACCAUAUCCCCGUUCAACUCUGCUCACGAACACUUUUUUGAAUUUCAAUCCAGGAGGUGCACAUACGACUUCAUUCAUUUAAUUUUGAUUCAUUGAAAAGCAAUUGGACAAGUUAAGUAAGACCGUGGUUCCAGUUGAAUGAUUCGAAUUUAUUCAUAUUCCACGACGGUAUCUUCCAAGCAAGAAAAGGAUACAUUCCACACUAUUGGACUUGUCGACGACAUCCUACAACUGAUUGUAAAGCAAUGCUAACUAUGUAUAUUUAAGAGAUUUUUUGACAGCACCUUCACCGAGCUCUACAUGGCUUGCUUUACUUAGGUUAAAGCGACAUUCUGCACCUUUGUAAUCUUCCAAAAAAUAAAAUAAAAUAAAAUAAAUAAACCAUGUUUUGAGGGGUAGACUUUUACAUCCAUUUUAAAGGAGGUACACCAUUCAAAGAAAUUUUGUAUACUAUAUACGUUUUUUCUUGUCAUUAAACUAUGAUUAUGCUUCA